Messenger RNA from Rhinichthys klamathensis goyatoka, 1834 nucleotides. Its product is annotated as sodium-dependent lysophosphatidylcholine symporter 1. The transcript has 14 exons. Gene Ontology annotation, biological process: carbohydrate transport. The coding region runs from base 129 to 1688 and encodes 519 amino acids. The record is from RefSeq and is a predicted model, not a curated record. Gene Ontology annotation, molecular function: symporter activity. Gene Ontology annotation, cellular component: membrane. Lineage: Eukaryota; Metazoa; Chordata; Actinopteri; Cypriniformes; Leuciscidae.
AACUUUCUGGGCAAUGGACAUCCUCAACUGCUUUCGUAGAGGAACUUGAACCGCGCCUACUUUGCAUGAAGUAUAAAGCACUAGAAAAUCUAAAGUAGCCUACAACUCUCUUUCACGAUAACUGAAGGAUGGCCAACUACAAUAAUGGGAAUAUACGGAACAAUCGAACAGAUGACAGCAUAAACUGCCCGACAGAAAAUGAUGACAAUCAGCAGAUAAAUCCAGGCAUCCCUUUGUCCAGGAAACUGUGCUAUGCCAUUGGAGGAAUGCCUUAUCAAAUGACUUCAACCGCCAAGGGCUUUUUCAUGCAGAUCUUUUUACUGGAUGUUGUGAAGAUGGACGCUUUCUCUGCAUCCAUCAUCCUCUUCCUCGGUCGAGCUUGGGAUGCCAUUACGGAUCCUCUGAUUGGAUAUGCUGUGAGCAAGAGUGGCCGGACCAGAAUUGGUAAACUUAUUCCUUGGGUUGUUUUCACUAUGCCACUUGGGGUCACAUCGUACGUCAUGCUCUGGUAUACGCCACAGGACACCAUGUCCUCUGCCUUCAGUUUCAGCUGGUACUUCAUAUGGUGCUGUCUGUUUGACACCUUCAUGAGUUGCUACCAUGUGCCAUAUUCUUCCCUCAACAUGUUUCUGGGGGGGAAUGAGAAGGACCGAGACUCAGCCACUGGUUACAGAAUGGGCAUGGAAGUGUUCGCCACCCUGGCGGGAGCUGCCAUUCAGGGUCAGAUAGUGGGAGUGCACCAUGCCAAAAAAACAGACAUCUGCAGCUUAAAGAAUGGCACGGAUGAGCCUUCUGGGAACCACACAGAUGGCAUAGCUCUACAAAAUACAAGAACAGCCUAUAUGACUGGUGCACUGAUAUUAGGAAUGCUGUACUUUCUGUGCUGCCUCGUGCUUUUUCUUGGAGUAAAGGAGCAGUUGGCCCCUCUGAGUAAACUGGACCGCAUAAAUGUCUCCUAUCUUACUGGUAUGAAGAUGAUAUGGGGACACACUCCAUAUGUGCGGCUUGUAUUUGGCUUCCUCUUUGCUUCACUUGCCUUCCAGAUGGCUCAGGGAAAUUUCGCCCUCUUCUGUACUCAUGCAGCGAAUAUGGGAGGAUAUUUUCAGCAUCUUGUUCUCAUAUUAUUGACAGCAGCCACAAUAUCAAUCCCAGUGUGGCAGACAUUAUUGGUCAACAUAGGCAAGAAGACCACUAUAUACAUCGGCCUUUCAAUUUACAUCCCAACUCUAAUUGUGAUAUCCCUAGUGAAUAGUAAUUUACCCGUCUUCAUUAUUAUGUCCAUGUUAGCCGGCACAAGUAUGGCAGUCCUCUAUUUACUCCCUUGGUCAAUGCUGCCAGAUGUGGUGGAUGAUUUCAAAGCCAAGAACCCAUCUUGCCAGGAUCUAGAACCACUAUUCUACUCCUGUUAUGUUUUCUUCAACAAAUUUGGUGGAGGCAUGUCUGUUGGAAUCUCAACUUUGGCACUACACUUCGCAGGAUACAAGCCUGGUGCUUGUAAACAUAAUCCAGAGGUGAUAAACUCGCUGCGGAUACUCUUCGCUCCUGUGCCCAUCUGCCUGUUGCUCAUCAGCUUGGUGAUUUUUUACUUCUAUCCCAUCAAUGAAAAGCGACGGCAGAAAAUCCAGAAAGCUUUAAGGAAAGCAAGGACAGAGACCAGCAUGAAAGGAGAAGAAGAACUGAGCCUAUGAAGUAAUCACUCAGUAUGUCAAGGAUUCCACUAACAUUUACAGGUUGUGGAACUGUUAAUAAUGAACAUGUUUUGUUUUCCAUCUCAGUGGAAAGGCUUUGUAUUGUGCAUGGUGAAUAUUUCUCAAUUUUGUUCUCGAGGGACCCC